AUGGCACAACAGCAGAGCAUAGCACGGUUCUUUGGAGGUGGAGCCAAUAAGCCUGCAAAGGCAUCCAGCCCUUCGAUCACCACCAUGUUGGCGUCUCCUAAGAAGAGAGCCACUGGUCAAACCGCGUCUCAAGAACCCAAGCGGGUGAAGACAGAGGCCAAGGAUGAGGGAGAGGCAGUAAAGGAGGACGUGGAAGUGACAGAGAACGACGUGAAGCAAAACGACGUGAAGGAAACCAAAAACGACACGAAUGACGCCACGAGCGCCACCAACAGCACCAACAGCGCCACAUCCACCACCUCCUCCAUGCCGUACGCCAGAGUCACGGCUGUGUUCGAAAGCAUCGAGCACGAGUCCUCCAGACUCAAAAUCACCGCCCUCGUGGCAGACUUCUUCUUGCACAUCUUGAACACCUCCACGCCAGAAAACCUCACCAAAAUCGUGUACCUCUUCAUCAACAGGUUGGGUCCCGACUACGAGCCGGACUUGGAGCUUGGCUUGGGCGAAACCUUGCUCAUCAAGGCCAUCAGUGAGUGCUACGGAAGACCCCCAGCCAAAAUCAAGAAGGACUACCAGAAAGUGGGUGAUUUGGGGCUUGUGGCCCAAAACUCCAGAUCUGGCCAGCCUACCAUGUUCAAGCCGGUUGCCUUGGACGUGGAUACCGUUUUCGACAAUUUGACCAAGAUAGCCAAGUCCACAGGUAAGGACUCGCAAGCCAAAAAGAUCGCCUUGAUCAAAAAGAUGUUGACUGCGUGUGACUUGAAGUCCAACGAGGCUAAGUUCUUGAUCAGGUCGUUGGAAGGAAAGCUCCGUAUUGGUUUGGCGGAAAAAACUGUAUUAAUUGGGUUGGCACAGGCAUUUGUUGCCUACGAAGGCUCCUCUAAAGUGGGUAAAACCAUCAAAACUGCCAACACUGCCACUGCUGAGGAGGUGGUGCGAGAAGCAUUCAGUCAGGUGCCAAAUUACGAGAUUAUCAUCAAACAUGCGUAUGCCCAUGGAAUCUUCAAUCUUUUGGAUCAUUGCCAAUUGACUCCUGGCAUCCCGUUGAAGCCGAUGUUGGCCAAGCCAACCAAGUCCAUCAGCGAGGUCUUGGACAGAUUUCAAGGUGAGGAAUUCACCUGUGAAUAUAAGUACGACGGAGAAAGAGCACAGGUCCAUAUGUUGAGCGAUGGGCUGGUUCGGAUAUACUCAAGAAAUUCCGAAGACAUGUCCCAGAGAUAUCCGGAUUUGAUCUCGAUUGCCAAGGACUUCUUAAAAAAACAGGAAGGUGCAGACAAUAAUGUGUCGUCCAUGAUUUUGGAUUGCGAGGCAGUAGCAUGGGACAGAGUGAAUAAGAAAAUCCUACCUUUUCAGGUCUUAUCCACCCGUAAGAGAAAGGGUGUGGAUGAGAAGGACAUAACGGUGCACAUCUGUUUAUUUGCGUUCGACUUGCUCUAUCUUGAUAACGUGUCUUUGAUCACUAAAUCCUUGAAAGAAAGGAGACAGGUGAUGACAGAAAACUUGAUUCCAAUCGAAGGUAAGUUCCAGUUUGCAACUGCCAAAAAUUCCUCAAACUUGGACGAAUUGCAGCAAUUCUUGGACCAGUCGGUUAAGGAUGCUUGUGAAGGGCUCAUGGUGAAGAUGUUGAAUGGUAAUGAAUCUUACUACGAGCCAUCCAAAAGAUCUAGAAACUGGUUGAAGCUCAAGAAAGACUACUUGGCAGGUGUGGGUGAUUCUUUGGAUUUGGUGGUCAUUGGUGCUUACAUUGGCAAAGGUAAAAGAACCGGUUCCUACGGUGGGUUUUUGUUGGCGUCCUACAAUUCCGAUACUGGCGAAUACGAAACUACUUGCAAGAUCGGAACAGGAUUUUCUGAUGAGGACUUGGUACAAAUUCAUGCCAAAUUGCACCCUACUGAGAUCAGUCAGCCCAAGCCAUAUUUCGUUUACGACACCACCAACUCCAAUGCUAAGCCAGACGUUUGGUUUGAACCAUCGAUGAUUUUUGAAGUUUUAACAGCAGACUUAUCGUUGAGUCCGAUUUACAAGGCUGGACACCAACAGUAUGGCAAGGGUAUUUCGCUCAGAUUUCCUAGAUUCCUCAGAAUAAGAGACGAUAAAGGGAUUGAAGAUGGAACGAAUUCCGAACAAGUGGCCGAGUUCUAUGAAAGACAAGCGAAUAUUAACUAG
Molecule: messenger RNA, 2166 nt
Organism: Suhomyces tanzawaensis NRRL Y-17324
Lineage: Eukaryota; Fungi; Ascomycota; Pichiomycetes; Serinales; Debaryomycetaceae
Product: DNA ligase (ATP)
Exons: 2
Coding region: 1-2166 (721 amino acids)
Biological process (GO): Okazaki fragment processing involved in mitotic DNA replication; DNA recombination; DNA biosynthetic process
Cellular component (GO): nucleus; mitochondrion
Molecular function (GO): ATP binding; DNA binding; DNA ligase (ATP) activity
Source: RefSeq, a predicted model, not a curated record